This is a messenger RNA of Aspergillus fischeri NRRL 181, 654 nucleotides long. RefSeq lists its product as uncharacterized. NCBI's taxonomy places the organism in Eukaryota, Fungi, Ascomycota, Eurotiomycetes, Eurotiales, Aspergillaceae. Bases 1 to 654 code for a protein of 217 amino acids. The record is from RefSeq and is a predicted model, not a curated record. The transcript is spliced from 2 exons.
AUGCAGGCGAGGUGGGAGAAUGGGACAUCGUCUAUUCUCGGCCGCAAGAUCUCCCUUUGGAUGAAGGAGAAUACGGGGAUCAGCAUGGGCAAGUCCUUCUUUGACAAAGAUCCCUCCUGGACCCGGUACGAAGUCUGGGGCGCCACCAAGCAGGACCCGAACCUCCCCACCGUGGCCGAAGUCUAUGUCUCGGUGAAGCACCGGGCUAUUCUCGCCAACCGGCUGUUCCGCGACAACAAUGACCUCUACAAAAACGGUUUAGAGCUCAAGGACAGACUGCCCAUGGCGGAGUGGCUCUUCCAGUCGUGGAAGAAAGCCGUUGCGGAGGGCAAGGCCGACUACGGCGUUGAUGUUAAACUGAGCGAUCUCAAGUUUAUCGUCGGCACAGACGUGGGAAAUGACGAGGCUAAGGCAAUCGUUAGGAAGGCGCAGCAGGAAGUCGGCGGCAACAACGUCAGAUUCACUGUCAGAGCUUCGGAUGGGCAGCCAUUCGAGGCCCUCGCUGCCUCGAGUAGCGGCAAGUCCAAGUACUACAUGCUGGCCGAUCAUAACGGUCCAUCCGAGCUGAACAAGCUGGUGCCUCAGAGGGCAGAAAUCUCACUGGAGGACGAGGGCGGUACGCCUGCUAUUGCUUGGAUUCUUGGGCGCGAUUGA